Molecule: messenger RNA, 2436 nt
Organism: Osmia bicornis bicornis
Lineage: Eukaryota; Metazoa; Arthropoda; Insecta; Hymenoptera; Megachilidae
Gene: Coq8
Product: atypical kinase COQ8B, mitochondrial
Exons: 11
Coding region: 308-2359 (683 amino acids)
Biological process (GO): ubiquinone biosynthetic process
Cellular component (GO): extrinsic component of mitochondrial inner membrane
Molecular function (GO): kinase activity
Source: RefSeq, a predicted model, not a curated record
GAUAUGUUUAUGUAUGCACCUACACACUAAUUCAAAAUUUAUAUUGAAUAAUAUUUCAAAGCUACCUUAUAUUAUAUCAUUCAAAGAACCAUUACUAUAUGAAAAUUGCAUCAAAAAAGUAUUAAAAAAUGUUGGAAAAAACCAUAAAAAGUAAUGUCAUAGCGUGUUAUAACCUUAUUUGUAUGUUUCAAGGUCUGCAUUUAUUUUAAACACACGUUAUAGGCACUAUUAUUAACAUUCGAGUACCAUAAAUCCUUACAUCCCACUCAUUAAGUCAUCAGUUUAUAGUUGGAUUGCCUUGGGGAAAAUGUCUCAACACAGAGUAUCUGAUGUCAUCGGUGUGCUGAAAGGAAUUAAAGCAGUAACUGGUGCUGCUAUAAAACAUCAAGAACAGACAGUUAAACAUAUAAUAGAGACUUCAAGCUUAAAAGCUUGUGCAGAAAAAUGUAUAAAGGAUAACACAAAGAAUUUGGGUAAUAUAAAACCAAGUAAGGUUCCUAGUCAAGUAACAGAACAGUUGAAAGAAGUAGCAGAACGGAUAAAUGUUGUUGAGAAAGGGAUAAUUGAAUUUAUGAGAUUAAAAACUAAUGAAAUCCUUGGAACACCAUUUGGUGAAAGUACUGCUGUAAAACCUAGCAAAUCCAAGCUAUAUGUUUAUAAUCUUUCUAAAGAUCCUAAAGAAAUAUCAGUUGAGAUGGAUGUUGCUAAUAUUAAAUCAGAAUCUGUAAGCAGCAUACAAGAAAAACAAGAUAAAUCUGUUGUAAAGAAGUAUACAACUGUAAAAGAAAAAAUUGAAACAAUAUCUAAGUUGGAGAGUGAAAUACCAAAGAUUGAACUUUCAGAAAAAGAUAAAGAAAUUCUAAGGAAAUUAGAAUUAGAACAUGAACAAAAAAUACAAAAACAAAGUAUAAAGCAAGACAAUGCAUCAGAAACUCACUCUGAUGUAAUAGAAGAUAAAAAUAUAAAUAUAGGUCCAGAAAAACCUAAAGCUAAGCCAUCUGUUAGACCAAAACAGACUCUUUCACCUAAUGCAAAAGCCCAGAAAGUUCCAGCUACCAGAUUUCAAAGAAUGGUAAGCUUUGGAACAUUAGGACUUGGUUUAGGUGUUGGAACAGUUGCAGAGUAUACACGCAGAACACUAGGAUUCAAAAAGCAAAGUGUUGGAGAAACAUUUGACAGCAUGUUUCUUACCAAAGCAAAUGCUGAAAGGAUAGUUUCAACUCUGUGUAAAGUAAGAGGUGCAGCUUUAAAAAUUGGACAAAUUUUAAGCAUACAAGAUGAAAGCAUAAUUAAUCCUGAAUUACAACAAGUUUUUGAACGAGUUAGGCAAAGUGCUGAUUUCAUGCCAAAAUGGCAAGUUGAAAAAGUAUUAGCUAGUGAACUUGGGCAUAAUUGGAGAAGCAAAUUAGCUACAUUUGAAGAAAAGCCAUUUGCUGCUGCUUCAAUUGGUCAGGUACACCAUGGUACAUUAUUAAAUGGGCAAGAUGUUGCAAUAAAAAUCCAGUAUCCUGGUGUAGCUACAGGCAUACAAAGUGAUGUUGAAAAUUUAGUAGGCAUAAUGAAGGUUUGGAAUAUUUUUCCAAAAGGUAUGUUUAUAGAUAACUUAGUGGAAGUAGCAAAGCGAGAACUUGCAUGGGAAGUUGAUUAUAUUCGAGAAGCCGAAUGUACAAGGAAAUAUAGAAAACUUAUGGAACCUUAUCCGGAAUAUUACGUUCCUGCUACGAUAGAUGAAUUGUCAACAAACCAGAUUUUUACAACUGAGAUGAUAGAAGGUAUUCCGGUAGAUAAAUGUACGAACAUGGAUAUGGAAACAAGAGAACACAUUUGUAAAUUAAUUAUGCGUUUAUGUCUUAAUGAAUUAUUUGUUUUUCGAUAUAUGCAAACCGAUCCGAAUUGGUCGAACUUUUUCUACAAUACUGAUACGAAACAAUUAAUAUUGUUAGACUUCGGUGCAUGUCGAGACUAUGACAAAUCGUUCAUGGAUAAAUACAUUGAAAUAAUUUAUGCUGCGAGUGAAGGUGAUCGUGAUAAAAUUUUAAACUUAUCUAAAGAAAUGGGAUUUCUUACAGGAUAUGAAUCUAAAAUCAUGGAAGAGGCUCAUAUAGAUGCAGUAAUGGUUUUAGGUCAAGUAUUUGAUAAAAAUCAUAAAUAUUAUGAUUUUGGUGGACAAGAUGUAACUAAACGAAUGCAGGCAUUGGUUCCAACAAUAUUGGACCAUAGACUUUGUCCUCCACCUGAAGAGAUAUAUAGUUUACACAGAAAAUUGUCAGGCUUUUUCUUAUUGUGUGCUAAACUUAAAGUUAAAAUAAAUUGUCGUGACAUGUUUCGUGAAGUAUAUACAAAUUAUAAAUUUGGAUGAUUUAACUUAUUUGUAAAUAAACACAUUAGCUCUAAUUAUACAUUAAUUGCUAAUCAAAUAUAAAUAUUUUUACAUAA